Pezoporus occidentalis (night parrot) is the source of this 1494-nucleotide messenger RNA. RefSeq names its product protoporphyrinogen oxidase (gene PPOX). The record is from RefSeq and is a predicted model, not a curated record. NCBI's taxonomy places the organism in Eukaryota, Metazoa, Chordata, Aves, Psittaciformes, Psittacidae. The annotation marks the transcript as partial. Gene Ontology annotation, molecular function: protoporphyrinogen oxidase activity, oxygen as acceptor. Gene Ontology annotation, biological process: porphyrin-containing compound biosynthetic process. The transcript is spliced from 10 exons.
UUACCGGUUGCGGUCCUGGUGUUACCGGUUGGGGUCCCGGUGUUACCGCGGUGUCCGCAGGUGCUGCUGCUGGAGGCCAGCGCUCGCCUCGGGGGGUGGCUGCAGAGCACCCGCGCUGCCGACGGGGCCGUGUUCGAGCAUGGCCCGAGGGGGAUCCGGCCCGGGGGGACGGCGGGAGCCGACACCUUGCACAUGGUCUCGGAGCUCGGCCUUGCCGGUGCGGUCCUGCCCGUGCCCGGGGACCACCCGGCCUCCCGGAACCGCUUCCUCUACGUGGCCGGGGCCCUGCACAAGCUGCCCUCGGGGCUGGGGGCGCUGCUGCGGCCGGUGCCGCCGUUCUCACGGGCGCUGCUCUGGAGCGGGCUCCGGGACCUCCUGGCGCCGGCCGGGACGGAGCCGGACGAGAGCAUCCACGCGUUCGCUCGCCGCCGUUUCGGGCGGGAGGUGGCGGACAUCGCGGUGGACAGCGUGUGCCGGGGGGUGUUCGCCGGGGACUGCCGGGCGCUGAGCGUCCGCUCCUGCUUCCCGCUGCUCUUCCAGGCCGAGCGGAGCCGGCGCUCGGUGCUGCUGGGGCUGGCGCUGGGCUCCGCUGAGCGCGGCGGGGGGGACACGCACGGCAGCGGAGCCGAGUCGGGGUUGAGCCGGCGGGCGCGGGCCGAGCGCUGGAGCCAGUGGUCGCUGCGGGGAGGGAUGGAGACGCUGCCCGAGGCGCUGGCGGAGUUCCUGCGGGAGCGCGGCGUGGAGCUGCGGUGCCACCAGCGCCUGCGACGCCUGAGCCGCCGCCACGAUGGCCGCUGGGAGCUCACCCUGGCCGAUGGCACCGUCACAGCCGACCACGUUGUCAGCGCCGUCCCGGCUGCAGCGCUGGCUGAGGCGCUGCCGGCCGAGGCCGCGGCGCUGGCGCAGGAGCUGCGGCGCAUCCCGGCGGUGUCGGUGGCUGUGGUGAACCUGCAGUACGAGGGCGUCGCGCUGCCCGUCACGGGUUUCGGGCACUUGGUGCCCUCCUCAGAGGAUGGCUCCCUCCUGGGCAUCGUCUACGACUCGGUGGCCUUCCCUGAACACAACGGCGCGGCCACGGCCUCGCUGCGGCUCACGGUGAUGCUGGGAGGCGCCUGGUUCGAGCAGAGCUUCGGGGACCCGGCCACGGCCGCACCGGAGCUGCUGCUGCACCGGGCACAGGCGGCCGUGAGGGAGCAGCUGGGGCUGGAGCCGGCCCCGACCCGCUCCAUCGUCAGGGUGCACCAGGCCUGCAUCCCGCAGUACACACUGGGCCACUGGCAGCGCACAGAGCGCAUCGGCCGCUUCCUGGCCGAGCACCGGCUGCCCCUGAGCCUCAUCGGAGCCUCCUACAGCGGCGUCUCCGUCAACGACUGCAUCGCCAGCGCCAAGGCGGCCGUGGAGCGGCUGCUGGGGCCGCAGCACUGAGCCCCCCCCCCAGCACCCACGGCCAUAGGACAAAGUGUAUUUUUUAAUUGAAAAACCCUUAUAAAGGUC